This is a messenger RNA of Penicillium concentricum, 1020 nucleotides long. RefSeq names its product Aldo/keto reductase subgroup. The record is from RefSeq and is a predicted model, not a curated record. Gene Ontology annotation, cellular component: cytoplasm. The coding region runs from base 1 to 1020 and encodes 339 amino acids. Lineage: Eukaryota; Fungi; Ascomycota; Eurotiomycetes; Eurotiales; Aspergillaceae. The transcript has 3 exons.
AUGUAUCUUCCAACUCGAUCUCUUGGCCGUGAUGGCCCUCAAGUUCCAGCUAUUGGUCUUGGGCUCAUGAGUCUCGGCAGUAUCUAUGGAUCUGCCGGUUCUCUCGAAGACAAGGUAGCCUUCCUCGAGCAUGCCCAUGCGAUCGGUGCGCGAUUCUGGGAUACAGCCGACCUAUAUUUUGACAGUGAAGACGCAGUGGGAGAGUGGGUGAAGAAGUCAGGAAACCGCAAGGAUAUAUUCCUAGCCACCAAGUUUGCGAUCCAAUUUGACGUCGCCACGGGUAUUCAGACAGUCCGCUCUGACCCCGAGUAUAUCAAGGUUGCUUGUGAGAAAAGUCUGAAGAAGCUCGGGGUUGAAACAAUUGAUCUUUACUACUGCCAUCGAGUUGAUGGUGUGACGCCUAUUGAAAAGACCAUCGAGGCUAUGGUUGAGCUGAAGAAGCAAGGCAAGAUCAACCAUCUUGGAUUAUCUGAAUGCUCUGCUGCAACUCUGCGCCGUGCCCAUGCUGUCCACCCUAUUGCCGCAUAUCAAGUUGAAUACAGUCCAUUCGCUGUGGACAUUGAAUCGUCUACCACCGAGAUUUUGAGUACCUGUCGCGAACUUGGUAUCGCCGUCGUUGCCUAUAGUCCUGUUGGCCGAGGCGUUCUGACUGGUCAGAUUCAAUCGUUCUCCGAUAUUCCCGAAAAUGAUUUCCGCCGCAUGCUACCCAAGUAUGCACAGGAACACUUCCCAAAAAUCCUUGAACUGGUUCAGGGGUUGAAGGAUGUUGCCAAUAACCACGGCAGCACUCCUGCCCAGGUUGCCAUCGCAUGGCUUCUUGCCCAGGGCUCUGACAUCAUUCCUAUUCCCGGUACAAAGUCGAUCAACAAUCUUGAUGAGAAUACCAAUUCCGUCUCUCUUCAUUUGACGGAUAUGGAGCUGCAAGAUAUCCGGGCAUUGAUCGAGAGGACUGAGAUCCCUGGAACACGGUAUCCUGCUAUGAUGAUGGACAGCGUGUUUGGUGAUACUCCGCCACUUUAA